GGGGCUUAAUCAUGAAGGGACCUUCCUGUUGCUAGCGGAUCUCAAGAGCUAGGUACCUUGCAGCAUCCCCAUGGCCACUCUUGAAUGAAAACAAAGCCAACAGGGAAGACAUCAGGGGAGACCCCAUCAAGUGACAAGUCACGUUUACCAGAUCCUAAUGCUGCUGUGAUCUCUCGCAUGGAAAGUGCAAAUGAGGCAUAUGUCCUGGACCUUCAGGAUUCAAGUGAAGGGGAGACGCUAAGAGAUGGCAUUGAGAUGAUAAAUAAAGAUGAUGAAGAGGAAGAAGAACCACAGAAAAUACAGAAAGAAAACAAGGAGAUUCACAGAGGUGCAGAAAAGCAACAUGAAGUCUCUCCAGAGAAGGGAGUCAUGGCAGAAAAGAGGUUGGUAGAAAGUACUAAUUGUGAAGCCAGUAAUGGUGAAUUUGUAAGUUUGGGGGAACAGGAAUCUGUGGACAAUCUUUCUGAUAAUGACAAGGUGCCCAAAGCCACCAUUUGUCCUGACUGUGGGAAAAGUUUUAGUAACAGCUCUCACCUUGUCCGGCACCGUCGUGUCCAUACUGGUGAGAAACCCUACAAAUGCCCCCACUGUGACAAAAGCUAUCGCCAAGACUCCCACCUUGUUCAGCAUAUGCGCUCUCACACAGGUGAAAAGCCAUACCGCUGUACCCAUUGUGGCAAGGGCUUCUCACAGAGCUCCAACCUUAUCAUCCACCAACGGACUCACACGGGUGAACGCCCUUUCACCUGUCCAGAGUGUGGCCGGAGCUUCAGCCAUAGCUCUGAUCUGAUUCAGCAUAAGCGGAUCCACACAGGAGAGAAGCCCUAUGUCUGCUCCAUCUGUGGAAAAUGCUUUUCACAAAGCUCCAAGGUCACCCAGCACAAGCGCUUCCAUUCAGGGGAGCGACCCUUCUCCUGUGGGGAAUGCACCAAGACAUUCCGUCUUCGCGCUGACCUGGUCCGCCACCUCCGUGCCCACACUGGUGAGCGGCCCUUUGGCUGCCCGGAGUGUGGGAAGCACUUUGCCGAGAGCUCCCAUCUCAUCCGACACCAGAGGAUCCACAUGAGCGAGCGGCCUUUCCGCUGUCCGGACUGUGGGAAAGGUUUCAACCAGAGCUCCAACCUUCAGCAGCACCAGCGGGUGCACCGAGGGCAGAAACCCUUCAAGUGCGAUGAGUGCGGAAAAAGUUUUGGUGUCAGCUCAGCACUGUUGCAACACCAGCGCACACACACUGGUGAACGACCUUACUGCUGUAGCCAGUGUGGGAAGAGCUUCAGCGUCAGCUCUACCUAUCAUAUACACCAGCGUAUCCAUGCUGGUCAAAAGCCCUACUCAUGCGCCGAUUGUGGGAAAGGGUUUGUGCGCAGUUCUGCUCUCCUUCAGCACCAAGCCACCCAUACUGGUGAAAAGCCCUUCCGAUGCCCUUAUUGUGGCAGGGGUUUUGGGCAGAAAUCGGCACUCUCUCAGCACCGACGAGCCCAUGUGAGAAGAGGAGAAACAAUGACUUUGGUGGAGGGGUGGGAAGGUGCCGGCAUGGAAAGUAUUGGGGAUCAAGAGGUGGGAGGAGAGGUGGACAGCAUGUGGCAAGGAAAUGGUCUAGGGAUUGUGGGGCAAGAGUGGCACACAGAUGGGGAUGAGGGCAUCCGACAGGAGUGGGAGGAUGAUGGGGAUGAUGCAAUGAGGGUAGAAUGGCAGGAUGAUGGAGAUGAGAGUGGAGAGCAGAAAUUGCAGGAUGGUAGCAGAGAGAGCAUGAGGCAAGAAUGGAAAAGUGGCAUGGAUGAAAGAGUGAAGAUACAGUGGCGAGAUGAAGAGGAUGAGGGUGUGGAGCAGGGGUCACAGGAUGAUUGCACUGACAGCAUGAGGCUGGAGUGUCAGAUCGAUGAUGACGAAGAAAGGGUGGAGGAAGGUUUGCAGGAUGGUGAUGAAGGCAUGAGGCUCGAGUGUCAAGAUGAUAAUGAUGAUGAUGAUGAUGAUGAUGAUGAAGAAGAAUGCACGGAGGAGGUCCUGCAUGAUGGUAGUGGUCAAAGCAUGCAGGGAAAGUGUCUGGAUGAGAGUGGGGAGCACAAUUGGCAGGAUGAUAAAAAAGAAAACAUAAGAGCAGAGUGGAGGAAUGCCAUAGAGGAUAAUUUCAGGCAGAGGAAAACAAGAGUAGAACAGGAGUGGCAGGACAGUGAAGGUGAUAGUGACAGACAAAGUUGGUUGGGAGAUGGAGAGGACAGCUUGGAGGGAGAAGGGGAGAGAGGGAGGAGUAGGAGACACGCUUGGCACAACAAAGAUGAGGAUCCUCUGGAGUUCAAGUGAAUAGCUGGGCUAUAGUGGAAAAAGAGAAAGGGAAUGGCAUGCCCAGGGAAUUAUUGACAGCCAAAAGCAGGAAGCCACCACUCAAGAUGUAAUGGACAGAAAUAGCCAAACUGUAUCUUGAUGCAAAGUGGUCUUAUUCUUCUGCAGCGACUAUGGCUGUAUUUGUAUUUGUGGGAGAUUGCUGGGGAUGAUCCCCUUCCCCACCCCAGUACCUGCAUGCCUGGGCUAGGAAGCACUGAGUAGCUGCUUCCUGGUCAAGUUGUAUGAUGACUGAGAUUCCUGUAUUGUCCCAAGUCUUGUGCCAUUAGCUGUUCAAAUUAAUUCCAAAUUGGAUGGCUUUAUCCAGUCUGUUUUUAAUCUUACCAUACGUACGUAUAUGGCGUGCCAUGCUGUGGAACUCAAACCAUUAGGCUCCUCCCCUGAGGUAGGUGCCUUGACAUAAAGAAGUGGGAGCCUCUCCUUACUGUGGGAGCAAUUCUUGCUGUAUACCUGGAAUUGGUUUGGUAGGAGGGGCACCACAUCUUCAUCAGAAAGCUUUGAAAUCACAAAAGGUGCUUUGUGAGCAAACCCCAUUAACAUCAUGUUUUAUUUUCAGUUAUUUAGAAGCCCAGACAAAUCUGGGGACGUAUGUAAAACUCCAGUAUUUAACUAGAAGAGCUUUUAAAACUUUUAUUGCAUGCUCCAGAUCUUUUACCCUCUAUCCUCAACUGUAGUUAUUUUUGUAACAUUCCCGUUUCCUGUUUUUUCCCCAUGUCUCCCUUUAAUGAACUAAUAAAUGCUCUUUUUGAUUCCA
Molecule: messenger RNA, 3094 nt
Organism: Sceloporus undulatus (fence lizard)
Lineage: Eukaryota; Metazoa; Chordata; Lepidosauria; Squamata; Phrynosomatidae
Product: zinc finger protein 436-like
Exons: 3
Coding region: 85-2301 (738 amino acids)
Source: RefSeq, a predicted model, not a curated record